This is a messenger RNA of Poecilia reticulata (guppy), 3532 nucleotides long. RefSeq names its product YTH domain-containing family protein 1. The record is from RefSeq and is a predicted model, not a curated record. Gene Ontology annotation, biological process: mRNA destabilization. Gene Ontology annotation, cellular component: cytoplasm. Gene Ontology annotation, molecular function: mRNA binding; N6-methyladenosine-containing RNA reader activity. Lineage: Eukaryota; Metazoa; Chordata; Actinopteri; Cyprinodontiformes; Poeciliidae.
GUGAAUUACAGCGACAGCUCAGAGCCCGGAUGGAGCAGCCAUUGGGGAAGUGUGCGGGGCUUUAACGUAACCGAGGAGUACUCUCUCUGUGGAAUUAAAAAAAGAGACUAAGUGAGAGGCGAACGGAGACAUAAAUAUCCAAGAUCCACAGGGUGCCACACGACGAUACGCGCUUAACCUCGGAAAAGCUGAACUCGGACUGGAAACCUCUGGGAUACAGAAUCUGAGGCGUCUGACUUGAACUGUGGAAGUUGGGAGAAUACUCAGCUGAGCCUGCGCUACAACUACUAGCCAUAAGCUAAGCGGCGCUGUUAGCCCUGAAGCUAACUCCAACUGAGCUGUGAACUUGCUUGCAAAUCACGGGGGUUGAAAUUCAGUCACAAGCUCAGGCUCCGUGAGAAAACCAGGGACUUGCUUAAUGAAUUAUGUCUACCACAAGCAUUGACCCUCAGAGAUCAAAGGGACAAGCGUCUAAAGUGCAAAAUGGUUCACUGCAUCAGAAGGAGACUGUCCAUGACAAUGACUUUGAGCCAUACCUUCCUGGUCAAUCUACUCAGAACAACAGCUACCAAUCCAUCACCGAUCCCUACAUGUCUAGCUACUAUGCUCCCUCCAUUGGAUUUCCUUACCCUCUGAGUGAAGCUCCCUGGUCCACAGGUGGGGACCCUCCAAUUCCUUACCUCACACCCUAUGGACCUCUGAGCAAUGGAGACCACCACUUUAUGCCGGACACCGUGUUUGGCCAGCCAGGAGGACUGGGAAGCAGUAUCUACCCCCACAGGUUUAACUUUUUUCCUGAAAACCCUGCCUUCUCUGCUUGGGGCACAAGUGGCUCCCAGGGCCAGCAGACUCAAAGUUCAGCUUAUGGUGGCAGCUAUAGCUAUCCUCCCAGCUCCCUGGGGGGCACUCUGGUGCCUGACGGUCAGACAGGGUUUCACAGUGACACCCUGAACAAAGCUCCUGGUAUGAACAGCCUAGAACAGGGGAUGGUUGGGCUGAAGAUUGGAGGGGAUGUCACUGGUCAGGGGUCAGGAGUCAAGGCAGUGGGGUCUGUGAUUGGUGGGCCUGCAGUGGCAGCCACAGGGAAUGGAGCCACACCGAUAGGAAUGCCUCCCCCUAAACCCACCUCCUGGGCUGCCAUUGCCAGCAAACCUGCCAAACCACAGCUGUUAAAAUCGAAGGUGAAGCCAGGGAUGCAAAAUCCAGGGGGGGCUCUGCCCCCACCACCCAUUAAACACAACAUGAAUAUCGGGACCUGGGACAAAGGCCCAGUCACUAAAGUAGCCACAGCCCCACUGCAGCAGCAGCCUCUUGGGCUGCCUCAUGGCAUGCCACCUCAAGGCCCCAUGCAGCAAGGACCCAUGCAGCCCCCACCUCCUCAGUCAUUAGUGCAACCCCAGAUGCAGCCUAUGGCCUUACAGCCUCAGCCGCCACACCACCAGCACCAUCAGCCACCACCUCAACCCUACCAAAACCACACCCAGCCACCUCAGCCCCAGACCCGCUGGAUCGCGCCACGCAAUCGUAACCAAGGCUACGGGCAGGGUGGCCUCGGCCAAGAUGGGAGUGGCAUGAUGGGAGUUGUUGGUGGUGGGAACAAUGGCCCCUUAACGUCUACUAGUCAGGGACCUGGUGGAGAAUCCCACCCAGUGCUGGAAAAGCUGCGUGCCUCCCAUAGCUACAACCCCAAGGACUUUGACUGGAACCUGAAGAACGGCCGCGUUUUCAUCAUUAAGAGCUACUCCGAGGAUGAUAUUCAUCGCUCCAUCAAGUAUUCCAUCUGGUGCAGCACGGAGCAUGGCAACAAGCGGCUGGACUCAGCCUUCCGUGCAAUGAAUGGUAAGGGUCCGGUGUACCUGCUGUUCAGCGUCAACGGCAGCGGUCAUUUCUGUGGCGUGGCAGAAAUGCGCUCGCCAGUGGACUACGGGACCAGUGCUGGUGUUUGGGCGCAGGACAAGUGGAAGGGCAAGUUCGACGUGGACUGGUUGUUUGUUAAGGACGUGCCUAACAGCCAGCUGCGCCACAUCCGCUUGGAAAACAACGACAACAAGCCAGUGACCAACUCCCGCGAUACCCAGGAGGUUCCUCUGGAGAAGGCCAAGCAGGUGCUGAAGAUCAUCGCCACCUACAAACACACCACCUCCAUCUUUGACGAUUUUUCUCAUUAUGAGAAGAGGCAGGAGGAGGAAGAGGAAGUUCGCAAGACUUUUGAACCUGCUCAGAUACAGAACCGCUCUCGGUUGGAUCAGGAGCGCCAAAACAGGAAUAAACAAUAGAAGACAUUUAUCCUUGGCUUGAUCAUUUACAGUAGGACUCGAUUUAAAGACAGAAGAAUAUGAAAAUGCAACCAAGCCCCUCAUUUCUGUUUUCUAUUUAAUCCUGUUGAACGUUACUUUCUUUCUGUUUUAUUUUUUUUGCCCCACCAACCACCGAUUCUUGUGCGACAAUAAUAAGCUGAUUAAAUGUUACCUAGCAGCCAACACACUCUAAUUUUUUAAAACAUGUUUUUAUUCUUGUUCCAUCACGUUCUUUUCUCUUACUGGAUGUUUUUUUUUCUCUCUCUUGCUCCCGCCCCCUCCUCUCUCCAAUUGAAUCAGGGUUUGACUGCCACUUUAUAUUUCAGUACAAUCAGGAACAGACGUGUCAUGCCCCUCUGUGUCCAUUUGGGGGCAGCAUUGCCAUGCUUUAUAGGUUUAUCUGUGCCAACAGGGUUGAAGGAUCCUUAAGGCAAUGUUGGGACUUGGAACUGGGAUGACAAAACUUAAGUGGUUUAACUAUUUUUCAUUCAGAUCAACAAAAUCUCUAUUUUUUGGCUUACUACUGACAAUUUUCAUUUCAGAAACUUUUUUCUGGAGCCUUAUUUUUGUUUUUAAUUAUCAGUGACUUGUCAAAAGAACUGCUCAAACAGUGACACUGCUGGAGAAAUCAGGGAAAGUGUGAAGUCACACAGGACUUAAGACAUUUCAGAAGAGGAAGGGCUUUUGGGAAAGAAACAACAAAUAUGUCCUUCACAACCAGAACUCUCACCAUUUGAAUCAAAAAUUGUACUAAUGACACUUUCACAGCCCUCUUUUUUUCUUCUUUCUUUCUUUCUCUGUUUGUAAAAUUUCUUUUGAUGUUUGUCCUGAAGACGUCUUCUUUGUGUGUUUCAACAACAGAUUCCGCUUGUUUCCACGACCUGGUCAACCUGAGCAAUUUGUCAAAUUCACCAUCUUGAAUUGCUUUGUUAGAAUUACGUAAUGAUGUAACUGCUAAGUUUAAUGAAUUUUAUGCUCUUGUAUUUUUUGUUCCACAAAACAGGGGAGAGGGUUCAAAUAUGUGUCCAUUCACCGUCAUUCUGUCUUAAUCCUUCGUAUUUUCUUUUCUCUGUUUCCUUGAAUUUGGUUUUUGCUAAUUCUUUCAUGUUGGUCGUAAUGCUAAGCUUUAACGUAGGAGUCUAUAUAUUCACGGAGGAAGCCUAAAAAUGUAUAACCUAAAAAUUAAUGUAACUGAUUUACUAUCAACUAAGAAAAAAAAAUAAGAAUGAAAUGUG